This is a messenger RNA of Xiphophorus maculatus (southern platyfish), 2636 nucleotides long. It is a transcript of the gene tmx1, whose product is annotated as thioredoxin related transmembrane protein 1. The record is from RefSeq and is a predicted model, not a curated record. The transcript is spliced from 8 exons. NCBI's taxonomy places the organism in Eukaryota, Metazoa, Chordata, Actinopteri, Cyprinodontiformes, Poeciliidae. The coding region runs from base 25 to 951 and encodes 308 amino acids.
CGCACACCGGAAGUGACUUGUGGAAUGGACACGGCUCGUCGGCUAACUAGCAGCAUGAGUGGAAUCACGCUGUUUUUCUCUCGGGGAGCGGGUCUCCGCUCCUGGACAUGUCCUUUUCUCCUUCUGCUGACAUUUUCAUCGUCGCUGCCAGCCUCGGCCAAGCCCGACAGCCUCAAGGACGUGACGGACGGGGACUGGGAGAAGAUAAUGACCGGAGAAUGGAUGAUUGAGUUCUACGCGCCCUGGUGUCCUGCGUGCCAGCAGCUGCAGGCGGUGUGGAAAGAGUUCGCGGACUGGGGGGAUGACAUGGGCAUCAACGUCGCCAAGGUGGAUGUGACAGAGCAACCUGGUCUGAGUGGGCGAUUCAUCAUAACUUCACUUCCUACAAUAUAUCACUGCAAGGAUGGCGUUUUCCGCAAGUACCACGGCGCUCGUACCAAAGAAGAUUUCCUCAGCUUCGUCGACGAACAGAAAUGGAAAAACACGGAGCCCAUUUCUUCGUGGUUCGGGCCGUCCUCAUUUUUGAUGAACUCGAUGUCGGCUUUGUUCAAGCUCUCCAUGUUCAUCCGACGUUGCCAUAACUACAUGACGGAGCAGCUGGGGAUUCCUGUUUGGGGUUCAUAUGUCAUCUUUGGCCUGGUCACCUUGUUUGCUGGCCUGACGUUGGGUCUUUUGCUAGUGUUCAUCGCAGAUUACGUCUUUCCUUCCCGACGAUUUUCCUCACACGAUUACUACCAGAAGAAACAGUCAAUGGAGCAGUCCCGACUGAUCCAGAAUCAAGACGAGGACCAGGAGGCUGACGGCGAGGAGGAUGACGACGAGGAGGAGGAAGAAGACCAGGGCAGGGCCUGGAGAAGGCAAAGGCAGUCCCCCGAGGGCCAGGGCUACCCCGACGAAGCCCUGAGGAAGAGAGCGGUGGCAAGCCGCGAGGAAGACGAGGAGGACGGCUAGAGAGUCGGCGCGGGAUUCCCGUUCUUUGUUCGAUAGGAGCACAGUGGAGUCAGCCGGAGAUGGAGGAGCUGUGGUUCUGAACAGCAGUAUUAAGAAGGAGGGGUCCAGAAUCUUCCCACCCCCAACCCAAGACGCACCCCACUGUACUCCCCUCCCUCCUCUGUUAAAAGCGGGGGACUUCUACCUCGGCUCUCUCCACCUGAGCAGCAGGCUCCAACUGGAACAACAACAAAAACUUUCCUCACACGUGUUUUUACGUGCGGCGUAGGUAUGAAGUGCAGUACAGACGAACUUUGAUUCGCUGUUUUAUGCUAUGCAUUGUUUUUCAAAAAUAGUUUUUUUCUUCUUCUUUGAAUUCUAACAAGUUUUGGUCUGUGAAUUUCACUCUACAAAUGGGUCAUUUCAUUCUGCACACAUAAACACACACAAACAUCAUUCGGCAUUCUGCUGGUAGGCUAGUUUUAAUUCUUAAUAUGUCAAAUCUAUCUAGCUUCAUCAUAUUCACGUGAAAAUGCUGAUGUUUAAAAUGGGAACAAUUGCCACAGGUUUAAGUUCAGUUCAAAUUAAACCUCUGGAUGAUUAAUAUGAAUCUGGACUUUGGUGUGUGGCAAACGUCUUAAAGUAAACUAGAUUUGAUUUAAUAUGAAUGCAGCAACGACCAAAGACGUUCAAAACUACAGUUUGAAGUCUGAGCAGCUCUCCGCACACAGCAGAUGAUCUGCGGCUGCAGCUUCCUUCCCGGUUUACGACGUAAUGCUUUACUGAUUAAAGUUUCGCUUACCGUGUUCCAGUAAAGACAGAAUCGAGUAACAUAAAAAACGAAAAACCAUGAAAGCAGCACUUGUGUAACUUAAGAUGAACCACGUGCAAUAAAAUGUAUUAAGCCUCUGGUUUAAAAAAAAAACAAAAAAAACACAGGAAGUUAUGAGGCAGGAACUCCUUUAAUGUAAGAUGUUCAGUUGUCACGUAAGUUUGAGUUGCAGUGUAUAUAUUUUACUGAAAUUUUCACCAUAAGCACAUUCAGACUUUUUUUGGGAGAAAAAAACAUUUUAUUCACUCCAAACGUAGUACAUGGUGUGUUCGUACUGCUUGGACAUGGAUUAUGUUGCUGUCAUUUUCUGUUCUAAUGUUUUCAGGGGUUUUUGUUUUUUUGCUGUUAUGAAUGUUUACUUUAGGAACCUCCUAAAUUGCUGCUGACCUGCAGCUGAGGCAGCAGACUGUAUGCAUGCUGAAAGGCAAUAAGAAAGGACAAAGUGAGGGGGGAUGCCAUGAGGGUCUGGUUUGCAGUGCUGUAUACAGUUGAGAGACUUUGUCUAUUUAAGUAUUUUUUUUAGUAUUUUCUUUUUUCCAAAAAUUCAAGCAUCUGAUUCAAAGUUACAAAAAUCACUCGUUGCUAGAAAAAGGUGUGUCUAUCGUUUCACCUGCAUUUUCACACACGUCUCAUUGUUUUUCCAGGACUUGUGAUGAACUUCACGGACUAUUGACACACACAAAUAUUUUCUAUAAUCUCCUUAAAAACGGAUUCGUUCAUUUGGAAAUCCCACAAUUGGUCAGUUGUUUUUUUUUUUUGUUGUUUUUUUUCCUGAUCGUUAUUUAAGGCUUGUAGCAUUUUCACUCCACUCCGGGCAGCUUCUGCUCUUCAUUUCUUUGAAUAAAAGUUUAACAAUAAAAACUUUAUAAAACAA